Molecule: messenger RNA, 1462 nt
Organism: Dermacentor andersoni
Lineage: Eukaryota; Metazoa; Arthropoda; Arachnida; Ixodida; Ixodidae
Product: sorting nexin-24-like
Molecular function (GO): phosphatidylinositol phosphate binding
Source: RefSeq, a predicted model, not a curated record
GGUUUUCUUUCUCAAAGCUGUCUCAAUGGGUGCUGACGAUAUGGCGCAGCCCAGGCGUCUUUCGGACUGUUGUGUGACUGCAAGCGACGUAAAUGUAAGCACGUUCGUGCUGUGCUUCAUGACCAUUGCGUCUUUCGUUAACAUGUCGUGGUGACAGGGAGUGGAAUUAACCUGACAAUGAUCCGUGUGUUCGUGCCCUCUUACCGCCCAGUGGACGCCCCGAACGGGCGUCAACACGUCGUGUACUGCGUCGAAGUGACCGUGUCGGGCGUCUGUCACCGGCUGGAGCGCAGGUACAGCACGUUCCAUGCCCUCCACAAAAAAGUUAAGCGCAUGCUCGGAAGCCAGGCGCCCUCAGGGUUUCCCCCUAAGCGUCUCCGCGGUCUCAACCCCAAGCUCCUGGAACAGCGACGCGCGGCGCUCGAGCGCUACCUCCAAGACUUGGUCCGCAUUCCGGCCCUCUCGUCGCAGCUGCUGUCGUUCCUCGAAGUGCCUACGCCACUCUCGCCCGCGGCGAGCAAUGGUUCUGUCGAGAGUGAUGACCAAGAGUUCAAACCGUUGCACCAGCCUGUCCUGGGUUUCCCCAAAGACCCCUAUUUGGACACAUCCAGCAGUGACUCACUUCCGGAUAUUGUCAUGCAAGGUGUCAUGACUGGCCUGUUUGGCUACGACUACGACGAUUAGAGAAGUUACGCGCCGUAUCGAUUUCAUCCUAUAUGCACGCCCUCGCCGUCAGCACGCCCAGUUAAUGAUCAGGUGCCGUUCGAAGUUUGUUGCUGACGAUGCAUUACCACGUAGGUAUGAGAAGCGAACACUGCUUGCGCGUAACUACUCUAAUUUACUAUGUGCCAUCGUGGUGUAGCCGGGUGCUAUGUAGCCCGGUUCCACUAGCCUCAACAAGCGAGUGUUUUGAAUGAUUCCCCACCGGUGUCAUGCGCACUGGUCAGUAGGUUGAGUUUGUUAUCUCGUUUCGCACAGGCGUCAUACUAGUACAGUCGCUCUACGUCGCUUUUCCUCGUCGGCUUCGGCCAGUUGUCACCUUUGCGGCCCGUCAUUCUUUUUAAGACAGGUAGCACGCGAUCACGAAUUUUACAGAUUUGCAGAGUCACAGUUUUGUUGUUGCGAUACCUCAGGUGAAGCCAGAAGCGUACUUUUAUUCUUUGAUAGUGUAGGCGCACAUUUCAGUUGCCUUUUUCUUUGCUUUCUGCAUGCCCCUGUCAAGCCUCUACACCCAUUUACAACAAUUGCAGGGUGCGUAGUAUCGAAAUAUUUUCCAUAUACCUCAGUUGGUAGCUGUAUUACAGUUUUGUGUUGUUUACAGAAUGUUUUCUUGCUUUAUUGUUACAUUAACAUUAUUAUUCAAGUUUAAAACUAUCAUAUGUUGUGUAACAAUAUGCAAGCAUUUAGCCGAUGCAAGUUACAAGUGCUUUUGCCUUUUCAAAUAAAUUUGCAUUAAAAUCUG